AGCAUUCUAAAUUACAGAAAUGGAGACGCCGCCAGGUGAGGCGCGCCAAAAGGCAGCAACAUUGAUAUGGGUGGAACUAGCUAGUAGUGAACUUUAGUUAGCAAAUGUACUUAGGUGCAGAGUAUGGAACCCUCAGAGCAUCCAGAAACCUCUGGCUCUUUUCAGAUGGCCAAUGAGAAUGUGCACCUAGACCUUCUAUCCACACAGACUGAUAUGAACCUGUUUUCUGGGCACACCAAUAUGGGCCUGCUGCCUGCUCAGACUGAUGUAGACCUACUGUCUACACAGAGUGAUAUGGACCUACAGACUGAUAUGGAUGUGACCUACUCAAGCUCACAGGGAACAGAGGGACAAAGUGGGCAGCAGCAGAACCUUGAUGAGCUGACAACCUUUCUCACCCAAUCUGAAAGAGAGAGGCAGAAAACUCAGGACAGCCUGAGCAUCCUGGGGGACCCAGACUCAUUGGAACUGUCCAAAGCCCAGGUGGAGGAGUUUUACAGUCGCACAGUCCUUCCCGGGCCCUCAGACCUUCCCGGGCCCUCAGACCUUCCCGGGCCCUCAGACCUUCCCGAACUUUCAGGCCCAGCUACAGGCCUCAGUCAGGAUGAGUGGAGCGGGCAGGGCCACACAGAAGCCUGGCCAGAAAUGGGCGCUGAGCCAGGGACAGACAGGCUGGAGGUCACAGAGGGAACUCAGACUGUAACUGGGACACCGAUGCCGGAGACGGGAGAGGAGCGAAUGGACAUAGUACUGGAAGAUCCCUCUGCACCUUCUCAAGAUGACGUUGAUCCAAAUAUGCCUUCUAUAGUCAGUGUAGAGGGUUCACACUCUGAGGAUGGUCCAGGCAAAGAGGAAGCCUUGUCAUUCUUUGGAUUGGUGCCAAAGGUAGAAGACACAGGCACAGCAGAGAAAAAGAAUGAGAGAGAACAACCAGUGAGGGGCAGUAUGUCCCCACUAUCAUCCUGGGCCCAGCCAUUGACACCAGGUGAAGCUGAGGAACAACCUGAAACUGAGGUCGCCAUUGAAGAUCCAAAAGUUUCUCAAAGUGGUCAAAAUACUACGGGGAGAAAGAGAGGCCGUCCUCGUCGUGGAGAAGUGAGGAAAAACAUUACGUCUGAUGGAGACCAGCUAACAGACAGCGACUCUGACGAUACAACUGACGAUCCGAGGGACACAGACUUUGACCCUGCACGGUCAGGCCUCCGACGCUCUACCAGGGCCUCCCAAAGGAGCCACAACACCCUGUCCCCCCGGCUCAUUGCUCCCAAGCCGUCUGGCCCUGCCUCUACCCCUGGGUACACCCAAAGGUCUGGAGGACCCCCUCCACCCCGACUGCCACCCCCUCGCCAGCCUACCAGAGUCCUCUGUGCCAACUGCAGUGGAAUGCUGCAGAGUGGACAGACAGCCUACCAGCGCAGGGGUCAGCCUCAGCUCUUCUGCAGCUCCACCUGCCUUAACUCCUUUGGCAAGAAAGCUCCCAAGAAAAAGCCCUGUGCUUUUUGUAAAAGGGACAUGGGGAAUAGUAAGGACACCAUGCUUGCACAGGUUGGCCAGUCACAAUCCUUCCAAGAAUUCUGCAACAACACUUGUCUUUCCCUGUUUGAGGCCCGGCUGGAGAAGGGUCUGAAACAGCCCCUCAAACCAAGUACCCCUGGCCAAAGAUGCAGUGUGUGCAACCACAUGCGUGAGAUCAACCAUGAGGUAACCAUGGGCAAUGUGAUUCACCUCAUGUGCAGUGAUGCCUGUUUCAACCGUUUCCGGGCCACCAAGGGCCUGAAGACCAGCUGCUGUGACGCCUGUGGCACCUACAUCAACACCUUCACCUCCCGGCCCGAGUACCUACUGCAUGAGGGCCAACAGAGGAGGUUCUGUAACUCCUCCUGUCUCAGACUCUAUAAGAUGAAAAACACUAAGGUGCUCUCGUGCCAGUGGUGUAGGACUCUGUGUAAGAUCUUUGACAUGCUGUCUAAAGUGGAUCAGUAUGGCAAGACCAAACACUUCUGUUCUUUGUGCUGUAUCGCUUCACAUAAAGUGAAAACUUCUGGGGACACAGUUCCCAGUGAAGCUUGCUGUUUCUGCAAAAGAAGCCCCUCUGAACCGUACUACUGUAAAGCAAAUGAGACCAUUUACGUCUUCUGUAGCCCUAGCUGUUGGAGCACAUUUCAGCGCAACAGUCCCAAUGGAGACCUCUACUUCAACUGUGUCUCCUGUCAUAACAUGUUCAAUGGGAAACCAGAAAUCUUAGAUUGGCAGGACUCAAUAUAUCAGUUUUGCUGUAAGGAGUGCUGUGAGGACUACAAGCGCCUGAAUGGUGUGGUUUCUGUGUGUGAGCACUGCAAGCAAGAGAAACCUCUGCAUGAGAAGAUGAAGUUCUCUGGGGUGGAGAAGUCAUUCUGCAGUGACGGUUGCAUACUACUAUACAAGCAAGACUUUGCUAAACAACUGGGCCUGUGCUGUAUAACUUGUACAUACUGUUCUCAGACCUGCUCACGGGCGGUCACAGAGGAACGGGAUGGCAACACGUGGGACUUCUGCAGCGAAGAUUGUAAAAGCAAAUACUUCCUGUGGUCCCUGAAAGAAGCAAAGUGCCAUGCCUGCAAGCGUCAAGGGCAGCUCCUGGAGACCAUCCACUGGAGGGGAGAGAUCAAACACUACUGUGAUGAGCCGUGCCUCCUGCUCUUCUACAGCCAACAGAACCAGCCCAACCUAGACACCAAGCAGGGCCCUGAGAGCCUGCUCAACAGUGCUACAUGUAAUUCCCCAGAUUCUACGCCUCCCCCUGCUGCUACAAAGACAAGUGAAGCCACAGGAAGAGUAUUGACAAGAACUGUAGCCAAGUCUGCUUCUCCCGUCACUCCACCUAUCUCCCAAAGGAACAAAUCCUCCAUGUGUAAACCCAUGAUGACUACUACCGGUGUCACAUGUAAACCUGAGAUGAAGUCCCAGAGUUCCCAGACAGAUGAUUUCUUGCAGUCUCCACCUGCGAUGUUGCCAGUCCCUGUGCCUGUGUUUGUUCCUGUGCCUUUGAAUAUGUACUGUCAAUACACUCCCAUGACAAUGGCCCUGCCUCUGCCGCUCCCAGUCCCCAUGUUCCUACCUGUCACACUGGAUCAUAUCGAUAAGCUUGUGGAAUAUAUAAAAGAGCUGAAACUCCAGAUCCCGUCUGAUCCACUGGAGGCUGACAUUCUGGCCAUGGCAGACAUGAUAGCAGAGGAGAAUAAAGGCAAGGGCUCCUCUGAUCUGUCUGAUCUGGACAGUGAUCAGAAAGCAGGCCCAUUGCUGAAGGACUACAGCUUAUUUGAGUCUUCAUCCCAAGAUGACAUCCUCUCCAUGGCCGUCGAUAUGGAUGAUGUACUGACUGAGCCAGGUCAAGACCCAGUAGAUGAGCUCACCAAAGCUUCCCUGGACCUGAACCCAAAUGUUGAUUUUCUCUUUGACUGUGGGAUGCCGCCUCAUGCUACUUCACCAGAGCAGAGCUCCAACGUCGCUGUUCAGAAGGGUCCCAAGCGUCAGGCUAUGCCAGAGACGACCUUACAUGAUCCCCUGGACAGUCAGCCUCUUGGUGCUGGCUUGAACAGCUCCCUUGGGGUCAAAGCCUGGAAGUCAUGGUCCCAAAGCAAGCACUCAGACGCUGAUGACAGAAAACAGAAACCAUUAGACCUUCUGUUGUGUAGUCCUGAGGAACUGAACCAUGGCUUGUCACAGUUUGUCCAAGACACUGUUCAUCCCAGAGGACCGUGCUACAAGCCUGACAGCAUAUUUUACCUAUGUCUUGGUAUUCAACAGUAUCUCCUCGAAAACAGCCGGAUGGUGAAUAUAUUCACAGACCAGUUAUAUGUCACCUUUGCCCAGGAGCUGAAUAAGAUUGUCAACAAAUGGCUGCCAUCUAACGGUGGUCUCGUGUCUCGUGUCCUGGAGGAGCACCUGUGGGAGUGUAAACAGCUGGGUGUGUACUCACCCUUCGUCCUGCUCAACACCCUCAUGUUCUUCAACACCAAGUCCUUUGGCCUGACCACCGUGGAGCAGCACCUCCAGCUCUCCUUCGCUACAGUCACACGCCAGGCCAAGAGGAGGUCUACACCACAUGGCAUGGUCAAGUCAUUUAGUGUCUGCUACCACCCCAAAUCACAUCACAAGAAAACCAGCAAAGAGGUCGGCUUGGGAAAGAGGAAACGGGAUGAGCCUUCUGAGCUGGAGCAACAAGAGAACCGGAUGAACCCUCUCAGAUGCCCCGUCAAAUUCUUUGAGUUCUACCUCUCCAAAUGCUCUGAUGGUGUGCGGAGCAGCUGCAGUGCAUUCUACCUGCAGCCAGAGGGCACAUGUAUGGCCGAGAGUUCUCGCUGGUACUCUGACGUCCCCAUGGACAAGGGCAGGCUGGGAAUUAUGCUCAACAGGAUCCUGGCUGUCAAGGAUGUCUAUGAUGAGCACCCAGCACAGGAAGACAUGGACUGACAGCCGCACUGAUAGAUUGCACAACAAGUUUAUAUAGUGUACAUUGCUGACAUGGAAGCCGCUAGCACAAGGGAUGACAAGCAUAACUACAAUGCAUUUUUGUUCCAUGUUUUUUUCUAUAUCACCCCUACACAAAUAGUUCAGUGAGCAUUUCCCCCCCCAUAGAAUUACCAUUAUACACUGAGUGCACAAAACAUUAGGAACACCUUCCUAAUAUUGAGUUGCACCCCUCCCCCAACCUAUGUUCCCAGAACCGCCUCAAAUUGCCUGGGCAUGGACUCUACAAGGUGUCGAAAGCGUUCCACAGGGAUGCUAGCCAUGUUGACUCCAAUGCCUCCCACAGUUGUGUCGAGUUGGCUGGAUGUCUUUGGCUGGUGAACCAUUCUUGACACAUGGGAAACUGUUGAGUGUGAAAAACCCAGCACCGUUGCAGUUCUUGACACACUCAAACCGGUUGGCCUGGCACCUACUACCAUAACCUGUUCAAUGGCACUUCAAACUUUUGUCUUGCCCAUGCACCACCAGAAUGGCACAUUGUCACAAGGCUUUCAAAUCCUUCUUUAACCUGUCUCCUCCCCUUCAUCUACACUGAUUGAAGUGGACUUCACCUGGCCAGUCUAUUUUAUGGAAAGAACAGGUGUUCCUAAUGUUUUGUACAGUUAGUGUAUGUACAGAAACUUAAUAUCACUGUAGUAUACCUCCGUCAGUUCAGGUAAUCUAUUUUGAAUGCUCAAGUACUUUGGGCACUGUCAACGACAACUGGUUGAGACUUCUUGUCUGUUGUUCGUAUUGAAAACUCAUACAUUUGUUUUUUUUUUAUGAAGUGUACAGAACAGCUGUAUUAUAGAAGUACUUUAGUUCACAAAUCCAUUUAAUUGAUACUGCAUUUCACCCCCUACGCCAGCCUCACUGGAUUUUGUUUCAUUCAAAAGCUUAAUGUUCAGAUAGUGAUGAUAUUUACGUGUUCGUUAUUUAGCAGACGCUCUUAUCUAGAGUGGCUUUACAGUAGUGAGUGUAUACGUUCGUCUUACUUUUUUAGUACUGGUCCCCGGUGGGAAUCGAACCCACAACCCUGGUGUUGCAAGCGUCAUAUUCUACCAACUGAGCCACAUAGGACCCUAUAUAAGCAAUCAUUUUCAACUUAAACACUUUAAAUCUGUGUUUACCAUGUGGCCAGUGAGGGGAGAACCAUUUAUUGCUACCAGAUGUUCACAUGUACAGUAUCGAGAAGCUCAUAGUAAUGGCCCACUUUUUACUUCAUAGGUAAUGUAUAUACACUACAUGUCCAAAAGUAUGUGAAUACCCCUUCAAAUUAGUGUAUUGGGAUAUUUCAGCCACACUUGUUGCUGACCGGAGUAUAAAAUUGAGCACACCGCCAUGCAAUCUCCAUAGACAAACAUUGACUGUAGAAUGGCCUUACUGAAGAGCUCAGUGACUUUCAACAUGGCACUGUCAUAGGAUGCCAGCUUUCCAACAAGUCAGUUCAUCAAAUUUAUGCCCUGCUAGAGCUGCCCCGGUCAACUGUAAGUGCUGUUAUAAGGAAGUGAAAACAUCUAGGCGCAGCAACGAUUCAGCCGCGAAGUGGUAGGCCACACAAGCUCACAGAACAGGACCACCGUGUGCUGAAGCAUGUAAAAAUAGUCUGUCCUCUGUUGCAACACUCCCUACCGAGUUCCAAACUGCCUCUGGAAGCAAAGUCAGCACAAUAACUGUUUAUCAGUAGCUUCAUGAAAUGGGUUUCCAUGACCAAGCAGCUGCACACAAGCCUAAGAUCACCAUCCGCAAUCCUGAGCGUCGGCUGGAGUGAUGUAAAGCUUGCAGCCAUUGGACUCACCAUCUGGCAGUCUGAUGGACAAAUCUGGGUUUGUUGGAUGCCUCGAGAAAGCUACCUCCCUGAAUGCAUAGUACUAACUGUAAACUUUGGUGGAGGAGUAAAAAUGGUCUGAGGCUGUUUUUUGUGGUUCGGACUAGGCCCCUUAGUUCCAGUGAAGGGAAAUCUUAAUGCUACAGCAUACAAUGACGUUAGAGACGAUUCUGUGCUUCCAACUUUGUGGCAAAUGCCGACUGCGAGCCAGGCCUAAUUGCCCAACAUCAGUGCCCGACCUCACUAAUGCUCUUGUGGCUGAAUGGAAGCAAGUCCCUGCAGCAAUGUUCCAAAAUCUAGUGGAAAGCCUUCCCAGAAGAGUGCACAUACUUUUGGACAUGUAGUGUAUAUUGCCCCUCAUUUAAUCAUUUUUUAUUGUAUCAAUCAUAACCAUUCAUUUAAACAAAAUAAGCCUAACAUCGUGAUAGAAUAGUUUUUUAUUUACUUCAUUUUAAUCCUGCUUAGAUUGUGUUGUCUUUAAUUGACAAAAUAGUAUGUUUUAAUGCAUUUUCAGUCCUGAAUGUCUUGAGAAAAGUUGAAUAUGUACUAUAAUGUUUAUUUUCUGUCUUUUUCUAAUUAAAGGAUGCAUAUAGAAUUGA
Salmo salar (Atlantic salmon) is the source of this 6915-nucleotide messenger RNA. NCBI's taxonomy places the organism in Eukaryota, Metazoa, Chordata, Actinopteri, Salmoniformes, Salmonidae. The record is from RefSeq and is a predicted model, not a curated record.